Messenger RNA from Musa acuminata subsp. malaccensis (wild Malaysian banana), 2276 nucleotides. Lineage: Eukaryota; Viridiplantae; Streptophyta; Magnoliopsida; Zingiberales; Musaceae. The record is from RefSeq and is a predicted model, not a curated record.
GCAGCUCCGAGAUAGAGGAAAAAGAAGUGGGAGAAAGAGAGAGAGAGAGAGAGAGAGAGGGGGGGUUCGGGUUUCCAUUUUUAAUCCCUCCGAGCUGUUGUUACUUCUUGUUGUUUCGAUCCCUCUCCGCUGUACGGUUUAGUUGGUGGAGAGGAAGGGCUAGGGAUUCGGCCGGUGAUCCGAGGAGGAAAUCGAGGCGGUGGUGAUGGAGGCGGAGGAGCAGCGGAAGGGGGCGGAGGAGAUCCUUUACAAGACCAAGGUCGUCCAGUUUCUCGGCCGCGCCACUCCAAUCGUGCUCCAGAACGACAACGGCCCCUGUCCUCUCCUCGCAAUCUGUAAUGUUUUGCUGCUGAGGAAUAAUCUCAGUUUGAGCUUGGAGGCGUCGGAGGUCUCGCUGCAGAAGUUGCUCUCUCUUGUCGCUGAAAGAUUGAUCGAUUCCAACAGCAACGUGCAGGACAAGGAUGAUGGCUAUGUCACCAAUCAGCGGCAGAACAUUUCUGAUGCAAUUGACCUAUUGCCUCGUCUUGCGACCGGGAUCGAUGUAAAUCUGCAUUUUAGGAAGAUUAAUGAUUUUGAGUUUACCCGGGAAUGCGCCAUAUUUGAUCUCCUAGAUAUUGGUCUGUAUCAUGGCUGGAUUGUUGAUCCCCAGGACACUGAUACUGCAGCUGCAAUUGGGUCAAAGUCGUACAAUACUCUAGUUGCUGAGCUUGUUGCUUUUGAAACAAAAAGAUCUGAGGGAGAUAGUAGGGGUGAAGAAGAAGAAGAUUGUGUUGAUUUUGCUGCAGCUACAACUGCUACCUUAGGAGUUCCCUCACCAAACCUUUCAAGAGGUAGAUCAUUUGAUGAUCAUCAGGUUCCAGUCCUUGACGAUCAAAGAAAAGGGAAAGGUGAUAUCCAAGAAGAAGAGGAGCUGAUGAGGGUCUUAAAUCUCUCAAGGGAUGAAGUUUCAAAUCCUGUUAGUGCUUCUGUAUCAUCUGUUGGUGGUUUGAGUGAUUCAUCUCUUGGUUUAGAUGCAAAUGAUAAGAGAUCUUGUGCUGGAAAUUGUGCUGAUACUUUUGGGGAACAAGCCAGAGAUGAUUGUAACAAAAGCAACCACUCAGAUUCCUUUGCAUUGCAAGAAUGCAAUGCAUCUGCUGAUUGCAAGGGUGUUGUGUUUGCAGAAGAUGGUUCUGUGCUUUCCAAUGUUGUUGCUGGGAACGAUACGUGUCAGACAGGCCAUGAAGGAUCUGUAAUUUAUGAUAUAUCUAAUAAAUCAGAGGAAAUUGAUAUGGUAAUGCCCAACCAGGCCACAAAUUUCCAGUCUCCUGAUAAUGGUGGUUCAGACAGGUAUUGCAGUUACAAGGACCUGAUGAUUGUUUCAGCAAAUGAUGAGUCUAUCUCAAAAGCUUGCUCUGGAGAUUGCAACUCUCAAAUUCAUGAAAAUUCCACUGAUAUUUUAAACAAAGCUUCACCAUACAAUUUGCAAUCCUCAAAUGGAAUUGAAGAGCUUUCAAAUGUUUCUGAGGUUGUCACUUCAUGUCCUGGGGGUGAGCCGAUAUAUGAAGGAGAAGAAUGUAUCCUUGAAUCUGGACUAACUAUCUAUGCAGAUCGGGAACCAGUCUAUGAAGGUGAGAUGGUUCUUGCUGAACAGGCUGAACAAACAGAAGAGAAUAGGCACCUUGCAAAUACAAGUGAUGAGGUUGCUCACAAGCAUUGGCAACUUAUAAAGAAUUUUCUGGAACAUAAUGCAAGCCAAUUGACAAUUUACGGGCUGUUCUGUUUGCAAGAAGGCCUUAAGGAGAGAGAACUCUGUGUUUUCUUCCGAAAUAAUCAUUUCAGCACUAUGUUCAAGUUCAAUGGUGAUCUGUAUCUAUUGGCUACUGAUCAAGGUUAUAUGAACCAGCCAGAUUUGGUUUGGGAAAAGCUGAAUGAGUUCUGAUUUGCAACUGGCAAUAGCACUUCAACAGCAGGAGUUUGAACAGCAGCAACAUCAGCAGCAGCAGCAGCAGCAGCAGCAACAACAACAACAACAACAUUCUCAACAGUCAUCUAUUGGUGGUCGUUCAAGGCUUGUCACUGGUCCUCAGGUCUCCAGAAACGCUGGCGCUGCACAGAAAAGCGACUCAAAAACCAAAGAGAAAUGCAUUGUCAUGUGACAUGUAAUUUGUACCGUUUUUAAAGUUUUGGUGUAAAUAUGGACAUUGUUUGCAAUAAGUCCUAAAAAGUCUAAAUACAUUUUUUUCUUUGCUUGAGAACACUCAAACAUCAUUUUAACAUCCGUUUUUGAUUUAAUUCCA